Messenger RNA from Drosophila hydei, 536 nucleotides. RefSeq lists its product as uncharacterized. The record is from RefSeq and is a predicted model, not a curated record. The transcript has 3 exons. The coding region runs from base 40 to 297 and encodes 85 amino acids. Lineage: Eukaryota; Metazoa; Arthropoda; Insecta; Diptera; Drosophilidae.
AAAUAAUAAAUAUUAAAUAACUAAAAUCAUUUUUACGCGAUGAAUAAACCAAAGGAGCAACGCAUGAGUCCCAUGGGAUCGGCAUCAGGAUCGGGGUCGUCGGUGCGUUCACCGGCUACCCGCGAGCGUCGCGCCGUCGUGGAGACCUACGAGGGUCCGCAGCUGAUGCCGGAUGAGGCCAUGCUGCCAAUGCCGCCGCACAACAUGGCCCGCAGUCCGAGCGUCCUCCUGCAGGAUACGCGACAAUGGCUAAGGCGUUGCCAGAGCCUGUUGCGCCAGCUGAAGCGUCGCGUCUAACCUUUCGUUCAGUUAUACGUUUCGUUGUAGUUUUACCCAGUUGCAGUUGCAUUCUCAAGCCCACUUGUUUCCAGUUGCUAAAUCUGUUCUUUAGGUACUCCGUUACUCUGUUAAGAUCCUUUGUCAUAAAGCUCCGCAUGUGGACACAUCAGGCCGGAGUUGUCGAAAGCUACCAUCCAUCACACGAGCCAUUUCACCUGAUGUCCAUCCCGCCUCUUUGCCACGGAAGCACUAGAGCA